AUGGAAUAUAGUGACAUUAUUCGUUGUUUAGACGCUUUUAAAAGUGUUAAAGUCGAUGAAAAAUCAACAAUAGGAACUUUUGAAACUUUUUGUGACGCAUUAACUAUCUGGAUAAACAAACCUCAUGUUGUAAACCGGCGACUUUGUGGUUCGAAAGUUGUGUAUCAAGACAGCACUGGAGAGACCGACCUCCGCAGUUUUAUACAUAGAUGUUUAUUAUCCUCCAAAGACCUACAAGCAUUACAUAAAAGAGAUGAUGUAGAAGAAGUUCCGCCCCUCUCAUCUUUGAUGGAUAUGACAUUUUAUUUUAUUCUUCUAGAAAUUUUCUACAAACAACAGAACCAAAUGUCAACGAAAGAAGCCAUAAUAAUAGAUUUUGGUAAUAAAAGUGCAACAUUCUUACCAAUUAAUCAACACAAGAGGGAUAGUAAUGGAGAAUGCAAUAAAAGUCUUGUUGCACCAUAUCAGUUGUGCUUUAAACAAGAAAGCAGUCAAUCAUGGAUAAUCUUGAACACAAGAACUGAAUUAGCUGCAUCAGAGAAAGGGUAUAUUGACUGGCUUAAAACAACUUUGUUGACAAAACUAGUCAAUUGGAGUUCUGAGAAAAAUCUCCGAACCUCUGUAACUUCCCUUAGGUUGGUUCCUGUUGACAGAUACAACCAACUUUACAACAGUCUUAAGGAUAAAUAUGGCAGGAAGUUUGUUAAGAUAUGGCCAGAGAAAACAGACCCUGAAAAAUUUGUGUAUGAAGAUGUUGCUAUUGCCACUUAUUUAUUGAUCAUAUGGGAAAUACAAAGAAGAGAGCAAAAUCGUGAAGAAUUACAAAGUUUUGUGGACUUGGGAUGUGGAAAUGGAUUACUAGUUCAUAUUCUCCAGUCAGAAGGGCAUCCUGGCCUGGGUUUAGAUGUAAGGAAAAGAAACAUAUGGGAUCUCUAUGGUGAUCAAACAAAAUUGAAGGCAAAGAGCAUAACACCUUCAGCAGAGAGUACUUUCCCUGAUUUUGAUUGGCUGAUUGGAAAUCACAGUGAUGAAUUAACUCCAUGGAUUCCAGUCAUAGCAGCAAGGUCAUCUUUUAGGUGUAAUUAUUUUGUCCUGCCUUGUUGUCACUUUGACUUUGAUCGUAAGUUUAGCCAGAGGGAAGCCAACGAGAGUAACUACAGAUCCUACUUGAACUUUGUGCGUGAGGUUGGGGAGGUGUGCGGCUUCAGUGUUCUAGAGGAUACCCUUAGAAUUCCAUCCACAAAGCGGGUUUGUUUCAUUGGUAAAAGCAGAAAUUAUGAGCCAGAAGAAAACAACCUAGUUGAUGACAGGAUAGCAAACUAUAUUAAGUUAAGAAGUUCAAGGUCAUUCUCAUCAGACAGUGAUGGUAACCCAGCCAAAAAACAGAAAACUGAUGAUUCCUGGUCAGAAGGAUUCACUCCUCGGCCAAGCGAAGAGAAGUCUCGUAACUGUAAAACUGUGGAUUCAGAAACUGUGAAUCACAUUGUGAGGACAGUGUUUGAUGUGCUACUGAACAGUCCAGACUGUGAGGAGAGGCAGUUAGAGGAGGGAAGGGUGUGGAGGAAAGGAGGUAAAAAGUGUCUUGGUGAUGUUGUGAAACUGUUUGAUAAGGAUGUUCUGAAACAGUUAAAAUCAGAGUGUGGUGGGCUACAGACAUUGCUUAGGAACCACAACAGUGUAUUUAAUGUGUAUGGUGGCACAGUGCAGUUGAGGGAUCUAACUUUGGAUGAACCGUAUAGCAAACACUCUAAGUUAUCUAAGAAGGACAAAAGUCAACACUUUAAAACUGUACAGUGCUGGUUCUAUAACAAUCACCCUGAUGGAUGUCCCCGAAUAGCUGAGAAAUGUCACUUUGCACAUGGAAAGCAUGAUAUGAAAAUAAUAGACACAGCCAAUAAAUAGUAUUCAAAAAGGA
This is a messenger RNA of Saccostrea echinata, 1915 nucleotides long. RefSeq names its product probable tRNA (uracil-O(2)-)-methyltransferase. Gene Ontology annotation, biological process: tRNA methylation. Gene Ontology annotation, molecular function: tRNA (uridine) methyltransferase activity; metal ion binding. The transcript has 11 exons. Bases 1 to 1902 code for a protein of 633 amino acids. The record is from RefSeq and is a predicted model, not a curated record. NCBI's taxonomy places the organism in Eukaryota, Metazoa, Mollusca, Bivalvia, Ostreida, Ostreidae.